This is a messenger RNA of Cucurbita pepo subsp. pepo (vegetable marrow), 4592 nucleotides long. The record is from RefSeq and is a predicted model, not a curated record. Lineage: Eukaryota; Viridiplantae; Streptophyta; Magnoliopsida; Cucurbitales; Cucurbitaceae.
CCGAGAAUGCGAAAAUUCCAUUUUCAAGGGCGCGCUGUUUCUCUGCGUUUUUUCACCGUCGAUUGAACCACCGGAGUUUUAAGGAACGCGGUUUUGAUUCCGCCCGGGGGGAACCUUGCUCUUCUUCUUAUCGUUGUCGUCGUCGUAGUUUUGGUUGAUUAUUUUUCCUAGAAACGAUUUGGUUUCGCUGGAUCGGGAGAGCUUGGUGCAAUUGGAGCGAGGAAAUGAGUGGAUGGGAUAGGGUUGGAUCGUCGAGUUCGAGAUUGGGCCGUGGCAAUUCUGCCAUGCCUGAGAGGACCUCCUCUUCUAACACGGUUCGACUCGGCCGAGUCCAGCCACAGGCGCCUGGAUAUCGCACCAUCUUCUGUAAUGAUCGCGACGCUAAUCUCCUUAUCAAAUUCAAGGGGAAUUCAGUUUCGACCACAAAGUACAACUUCUUCACGUUCUUUCCGAAAGGAUUGUUUGAACAGUUCAGGCGUGUGGCUAACCUAUACUUUCUUACAAUCUCAAUCUUAUCCACCACACCCAUCAGUCCUGUGCAUCCAAUCACAAAUGUGGUCCCUUUAAGUCUGGUUCUACUUGUUUCUCUCAUUAAAGAAGCAUUUGAGGACUGGAAACGAUUCCAGAAUGAUAUGGCAAUUAAUAAUAAUCUUGUAGAUGUCCUGCAAGAUCAAAAGUGGGAGAGCGUUCCUUGGAAAAAGUUGCAGGUUGGGGACAUUGUUAGGAUUCGGCAAGAUGGAUUCUUUCCUGCAGAUCUUCUUUUCCUUGCUAGUACAAAUCCAGAUGGUGUCUGCUACAUUGAGACUGCUAACCUGGAUGGGGAGACAAAUUUGAAGAUUAGAAAGGCCCUGGAAAAGACAUGGGAUUACUUGACUCCAGAGAAGGCAUCUGAAUUUAAAGGUGAAGUACAAUGCGAGCAACCAAACAAUUCACUCUACACUUUCACUGGCAAUGUUAUUAUUCAGAAGCAAACAUUACCUCUCAGCCCAAACCAACUUUUGUUGCGAGGAUGCAGUCUCAGGAACACGGAAUAUAUUGUUGGGGCUGUUAUUUUUACAGGCCAUGAAACAAAGGUUAUGAUGAAUGCUAUGAAUGUUCCCUCCAAAAGAAGUACACUGGAGAAAAAACUUGACAAACUUAUUCUUACGCUUUUUGCUACUCUCUUUAUCAUGUGUUUGAUUGGAGCAAUUGGCAGUGGCGUGUUUGUAAACGAAAAGUACUACUACUUAGCUCUUGAUAAGGGAGGGGAAAACCAAUUUAACCCUAGCAACCGAUUCCUGGUUGUCAUUCUGACCAUGUUUACCCUUAUUACUCUGUAUUCAACCAUCAUUCCUAUUUCUCUUUAUGUUUCCAUUGAGAUGAUAAAAUUUAUUCAAUCGACACAAUAUAUCAAUAAGGAUCUAAAUAUGUUCCAUGCUGAUAGCAAUACCCCUGCAUUGGCUAGAACUUCCAAUCUGAAUGAAGAACUGGGGCAGGUAGAGUACAUCUUUUCAGAUAAAACUGGUACUCUUACCAGGAAUCUAAUGGAGUUCUUUAAGUGUUCAAUCGGUGGAGAGAUAUAUGGAACUGGUGUCACUGAAAUAGAGAGGGGAAUUGCUGAGCAGAAUGGCUUGAAAGUGGAAGAGGAGCACAAAUCAGCCAAUGCUGUACAGGAAAAGGGAUUUAAUUUUGAUGAUGCUAGGCUUAUGAGAGGAGCAUGGAGAAAUGAACCCAACUCUGAUCUCUGUAAGGAAUUUUUCAGAUGCCUUGCUAUUUGCCAUACUGUACUCCCUGAGGGCGAUGAAUCCCCUGAAAAGAUCACAUAUCAAGCAGCAUCACCUGAUGAGGCUGCGUUGGUAACUGCGGCUAAAAACUUUGGCUUCUUCUUUUACAGGCGUACACCUACUACAAUAUAUGUUCGUGAAUCUCAUGUUGAAAAGAUGGGUAAAAUUCUAGAUGUUUCUUAUGAAAUUCUCAAUGUACUUGAGUUCAAUAGUGUAAGGAAGCGUCAGUCUGUGGUGUGUCGUUAUUCUGAUGGUAGGCUUGUCUUGUACUGCAAGGGUGCUGAUACCGUUAUAUAUGAGAGAUUGGCUGGUGGAAAUGAUGAUCUGAAGAAUAUAACGAGGGAACACUUGGAGAAAUUUGGAUCGUCCGGUUUGAGAACUCUAUGUCUUGCUUAUAGAGACUUGCUUCCCGACAUGUAUGAAACCUGGAAUGAGAAAUUCAUUCAAGCUAAGUCUUCAUUAAGAGAUCGUGAAAAGAAAUUGGAUGAGGUGGGUUAAGUAAUUAUGCUGGUUUCUAUUCCCGUAAAAAAUACUCUUNUCGAAGAUAAGCUUCAAGAAGGAGUACCAAACUGUAUACAGACACUUUCUAGAGCCGGUAUCAAGAUUUGGAUGCUAACGGGAGACAAGAUGGAAACUGCUAUAAAUAUAGCUUAUGCUUGCAAUUUAAUAAACAAUGAAAUGAAACAAUUUAUUAUCAGUUCAGAAACAGAUGCAAUCAGAGAAGUUGAAAACAGGGGUGACCAAGUGGAGCUUGCACGUUUUACUAGAGAAGAAGUAAAAAAGGAAUUGAAGAAAUGUCUUGAGGAAGCGCAGCAGUGUUUACAAUCUAUGUCUCCACCAAAAUUAGCACUUGUUAUAGAUGGAAAAUGUUUGAUGUAUGCAUUAGAUCCAAGUCUGCGAGUUACGUUACUAAAUUUGAGCUUGAAUUGUAGUUCGGUUGUUUGCUGCCGGGUUUCUCCUUUGCAGAAAGCGCAGGUGACAAGUCUGGUGAAGAAAGGUGCAAAGAAAAUAACACUUAGUAUUGGUGAUGGUGCUAAUGAUGUUAGUAUGAUUCAAGCAGCUCAUGUGGGCAUUGGAAUAAGUGGGCAGGAGGGAAUGCAAGCUGUGAUGGCUAGUGAUUUUGCUAUUGCCCAGUUUCGCUUUCUCACAGAUUUACUUCUUGUACAUGGACGAUGGUCAUAUCUUAGAAUCUGCAAGGUUGUCACAUACUUCUUUUACAAGAAUCUUACGUUCACUUUAACUCAGUUUUGGUUCACCUUCCAAACUGGAUUUUCUGGUCAAAGAUUCUAUGAUGAUUGGUUCCAGUCAUUGUAUAAUGUCAUAUUUACGGCCCUUCCUGUAAUAAUGGUCGGACUAUUUGACAAGGAUGUUAGUGCGGCCCUAUCUAAAAAGUACCCCGAGCUCUACAGAGAGGGAAUAAGAAAUGUGUUUUUCAAGUGGAGAGUUGUAACAACUUGGGCCAUCUUUUCCGUCUACCAAUCUUUAGUCUUUUAUUAUUUUGUAACCGCUUCCAGUUCCAGCAGUCAAUCGGCAUCUGGCAAGGUGUUUGGUCUAUGGGAUAUCAGCACGAUGACUUUCACAUGCAUUGUAGUGACUGUGAAUUUGCGGCUGCUUAUGAUCUGCAAUUCAAUUACUAGGUGGCAUUACAUAACGGUUGGGGGAAGCAUUUUAGCAUGGUUCAUGUUUAUUUUGCUAUAUUCUGGUCUUAUGACACCACAUGAUAGGCAGGAAAAUGUAUAUUUCGUCAUAUAUGUCUUAAUGAGCACACUCUAUUUUUACGUAGCUGUCCUCCUUGUCCCUGUCGUUGCGCUUCUUUGUGAUUUUGCUUACCAAGGCAUUCAGAGAUGGUUUUUCCCCUAUGAUUAUCAGAUAGUUCAAGAAAUUCAUAGGCAUGAACCUGAUGGUAGAAGUGCGGUAGGAUUGUUGGAGGUUCAGAACCAUCUUACACCGGAAGAGGCAAGAAGCUAUGCCAUGUCUCAACUCCCGCGGGAGUUAUCGAAGCACACUGGCUUUGCUUUCGAUUCACCUGGCUAUGAGUCAUUUUUUGCUGCACAGCUUGGUAUUUAUGCCCCACAGAAGGCAUGGGAUGUUGCCAGGAGAGCCAGUGUGAAGUCAAGACUAAAGAUUAGGGAAAAGAAAUGAGGUAGAACUAAUCAUUAUAUUGUACAAAAGUUUUCUCAUCAAAAGUGAACCUCAGAAAAAUCAUUAGUACUAGUUUUGCUGUGCCAUAUAUUUUCUCCCAUUAGUUGUCUUUUUAACUCAUGAGAGCCUAGUGGUUAUUAGGAAUGUAAUGGGUGUAUAUCGAUAUCUCGAUGUAAUUUAAUACCAAGUGAAAUUGUAAUUUUUGACUGAUCGGAUUGUAGCUAUAGUCCCCAUUGGAACCUUAUAGCAGUACUAGUAAGGGAAAAUUUUCAGAACAUGUCUGUUUACUGCUUCAUGGAGAUGGCUGCUUAAGCCAUGCAGCCAGUGUGCAAGUUGUAGACAACAACAUAGAAAAUGGCAUCUUUGAUGUGAUGGUCUUUGCUACUCAACUCUGACCAAAUUCUUAAAUAUCCAAUUUCAAGAACUUGAAAGGUCUUCAAGCCUGCAAAAUAUCAGAUUCAAAUUCCCCAAAGAUUUCGACCUCUGAAAUGGGUCACAAUUGUUGUGGAUGCUUUAAUCUUUUGAACUGCAACUUGUAGCAUACGUUUGAUCCAUUUGUUGGGCUUGUUCAUCAGCUUUUUUAGUGUAAUUCUUGUUGUUUUAAAAAUCCAUUGCUUGAGUGGGAAACUUUCCAUGGUCAAGAACUGAUGUAGACGACAAUUAAGAACUUAAUUAUGUGGUGCAUCA